ACCUCUUCUCUGUUCACACCGUAGCUGGUUACUUCCAAAUCUACCUCUCCUGCCACCUUACACCUUGUCUUGGGUAUUCUGACACCAACUUAAAUACCAGGUGGCGGAAAUUGAAUGACAUCUUUCCCGUAUGCCCGACAAUGUCCAGGCUGUUGCUAAAUCCAGACGACUCUUCAUUUACGGUCUCUUUCAAUUCAGUCUUUUCCUUUCCAGCCUGACUGCUUAAAUCCCUUAUCUGAGCUUUGAUUAUUUCUUGCUUUGACUACUGCAACUACCUCUUUUCUUGUCUCUGUCUCAGUCUGCUUAUAAUUCUACUACAAAAAAUGUGUUUCUCCUACAGCUUUGACCCUUUCUCAUGCCCCUUCUCAAAUAUCGCUUUUGGCUUCCCCUCUCCUAAACCGAAAGCAGGCUUCUGGUCCUUUCCACUUCACCCCACACACAUUCUUGCUCCCACCUUUCCCUUCACUUCAUGCAAACCUCCUCACUAACAGAUGCAUCUGUUCCUGCCUUGCGUUCUCAUCUUCCUGAUUUCUUCCUUUGUGUCUCUUGUGCCUGCAGUGAUCUUCCAUGUCUUGUGUCCUAGUUAACCACACUCUCUUCAUUCAUACCACUCCUUUUAAAACUCACUUAUUCCAUGAAACCUUUCAGUGAUGAUAGAUCAGGGACAGGAAUCUGAGUGUCUGUGUAUAACAAUUCACGCACAACAUGUGGCAUGCACAUGUACAUGCAAAUGGCCAUUUCUUUGCUCCUAUCUUUUCCCCAGGCUUUUUCAGGGACUGUAUGAGGGUUGAUGAGUUAAUGUUUGUAAAUUUCUUUGAGGCCUGGUCUACACUACGAGUUUAGGUCGAAUUUAGCAGCAUUAAUUCCAAUUAACCCUGCACCGUCCACACAGGGACAUUUUUGUCCACAUAAAGGGCUCUUAAAAUCUAUUUCUGUACUCCUCCCCAACGAGGGGAGUAGCGCUGAAAUCGACAUUGCCAGUUCGAAUUAGGGUUAGCAUGGACGCAAUUCGACUGUAUUGGCCUCCAGGAGCUAUCCCACAGUACACCAUUGUGACUGCUCUGGACAGCAGUCUGAACUCGGAUGCACUGGCCAGGUAGACAGGAAAAGCCCCGUGAACUUUGGAAUUUCAUUUCCUGUUUGCCCAGCGUGGAGAGCUGAUCAGCACAGGUAACCAUGCAGUCCCAGAAUCGAACAAGAGCUCCAGCGUGGACCGUAUGGGAGGUACUGGAUCUGAUCGCUGUAUGAGGAGACGAAUCCGUGCUAUCAGAACUCUGUUCCAAAAGACAGAAUGCCAAAACAUUUGAAAAAAUCUCCAAGGCCAUGAUGGACAGAGGCCACAGCAGGGACUCAACACAGUGCCGUGUGAAACUUAAGGAGCUGAGACAAACAUACCAGAAAGCCAAAGAAUCAAACAGGCCAGAGCUGCAGACAAGCCGCUUCUAUGCUGAGCUGCAGGCAAUUCUAGGGGGGGCCACCACCAUUACGCCGCCCCUGUCCGUGGACUCCGAUGAUGGUGUACUCUCAGUCACCAUGCCUGAGGAUUUUGUGGACAGGGAAGAUGAGGAGGAGGAGGACGAGGUUGAGGAGACCACACAGCACAUCAUUCUCCCUAACAGCCAGGAUCUUUUUCUCACCCUGACUGAAGUACCCUCCCAGCCCUCCCAAGGCGGUAUCCCGGACCAUGAAGCUGUAGAAGGGACCUCUGCUGCAAAUGUUUCAAGCCUCCCUCCUCCAUCUCAAAGGCUAUCUCAGAUAAGGCGGCAAAAAAAAGGACGUGCAAUGAAAUGUUCUCUGAGCUCAUGCAGGCCACCCGCACUGAAAGAGCUCAGCAGAAAGGGUGGAGGGACACAAUUGCACAGAACGGGAAAGCAGUCAGUGAACGUGAGCAGAGGUGGCGGCAGGAAGAUCAGAGGAUGCACGAUGGGGCUACUGCGGGAACAAACGGACAUGAUGCAGCGUCUGGUGGAAGUUCAGGAACGUCAGCAGGAGAGACUGCCACUGCAGCCCCUGUUUAACCACCUUCCCUCCUCCCCAUGUUCCAUAGCCGCCUCCUCACCCAGACGCCCAAGAACGCGAGUGAGUAGGGUCCAGGCGCCCAACCACUCCAUCCCAAUGGACAGAAGGCUGUCAUUCAACAAGUAUUGAAGUGGCCUUUUCCUUCCCUCCUCCCAAACCCCACACGGGCUACCUUGUGAGCUAUCUCCCUAUUUUUAUUAUCAGUUAAUAAAGAAUACAUGGUUUUUU
This is a messenger RNA of Gopherus flavomarginatus (Mexican gopher tortoise), 2247 nucleotides long. RefSeq lists its product as uncharacterized. Lineage: Eukaryota; Metazoa; Chordata; Testudines; Testudinidae. The record is from RefSeq and is a predicted model, not a curated record. The coding region runs from base 1324 to 2148 and encodes 274 amino acids. The transcript is spliced from 2 exons.